Molecule: messenger RNA, 2438 nt
Organism: Miniopterus natalensis
Lineage: Eukaryota; Metazoa; Chordata; Mammalia; Chiroptera; Miniopteridae
Gene: TMEM259
Product: transmembrane protein 259
Biological process (GO): response to endoplasmic reticulum stress; positive regulation of ERAD pathway
Cellular component (GO): endoplasmic reticulum
Source: RefSeq, a predicted model, not a curated record
CCCCAACCUAAACCCCAACCCGCUCAUCAACGUGCGCGACCGGCUCUUCCACGCGCUCUUCUUCAAGAUGGCAGUCACCUACUCGCGUCUCUUCCCUCCUGCCUUUCGCCGUCUCUUCGAGUUCUUCGUGUUGCUCAAGGCCCUGUUUGUGCUCUUCGUCCUAGCCUAUAUCCACAUCGUCUUCUCCCGAUCUCCCAUCAACUGCCUGGAGCACGUGCGUGACAAGUGGCCACGAGAGGGCGUCCUACGCGUGGAGGUACAGCAGAACUCGAGUCGUGCACCCGUCUUCCUGCAGUUUUGUGACAGUGGUCGCAGCAGUUUCCCUAGCCUGGCUGCUGAGCCUGGUGGUCUGGAGCUGGAGGAGGAGGAGGAGGAGCUAACUAUGGAGAUGUUUGGGAACCACUCUAUCCAGUUUGAGCUGGACAUUGAGCCCAAGGUAUUGAAGCCACCCACUGGCCCCGAGGCCCUGAAUGAUAGCCAGGAGUUCCCCUUCCCUGAGACACCCUCGAAAGUGUGGCCACAGGACGAGUACAUUGUGGAGUACUCGCUGGAGUACGGCUUCCUGCGCCUGUCACAGGCCACGAGACAGCGGCUCAGCAUCCCAGUCAUGGUUGUCACCCUGGACCCCACACGGGACCAGUGCUUCGGGGACCGUUUCAGCCGCCUGCUGCUGGCUGAGUUCCUGGGCUACGAUGACAUCCUCAUGUCCAGCGUGAAGGGCCUGGCCGAGAACGAAGAGAACAAGGGCUUCCUGCGGAACGUGGUGUCAGGUGAGCACUACAGAUUUGUGAGCAUGUGGAUGGCCCGAGCAUCCUAUCUGGCUGCCUUUGUCAUCAUGGUCAUCUUUACCCUGAGUGUGUCCAUGCUGCUCCGAUACUCCCAUCACCAAAUCUUUGUCUUCAUUGUGGACCUGCUGCAGAUGCUGGAGAUGAACAUGGCCAUCGCCUUCCCUGCAGCACCCCUCCUGACGGUCAUCCUGGCCCUCGUGGGGAUGGAGGCUAUCAUGUCAGAGUUCUUCAAUGACACCACCACCGCCUUCUACAUCAUCCUCAUCGUGUGGCUGGCUGACCAGUAUGAUGCCAUUUGCUGCCACACUAACACCAGCAAGAGACACUGGCUGCGGUUCUUCUACCUGUACCACUUCGCCUUCUAUGCCUACCACUACCGCUUCAAUGGGCAGUAUAGCAGUCUGGCCCUAGUCACCUCCUGGCUCUUCAUCCAGCAUUCCAUGAUCUACUUCUUCCACCACUAUGAGCUGCCUGCCAUCCUGCAGCAGAUCCGCAUCCAGGAGAUGCUGCUACAGACACCGCCACUGGGCCCUGGCACCCCCACGGCGCUGCCAGAUGACCUCAACAACAAUGGGGGUGCCCCGGCCGCUGCUCCUGACCCUGCUAGCCAGCCCCCCACCCUGGACCCUGGCUCACUGGGGGCUGGUGGUGUCCCCAGUCCAGUGGCUGAAGCGCCCAGCUCUUUGGUGGCUGCAGCAGCCUCAGUGGCUGCAGCGGCCAGUAGUGAUCUGGGCUGGAUGGCAGAGACAGCUGCCAUCAUCACAGAUGCCUCUUUCCUAUCUGGCCUGAGCGCCUCUCUCCUGGAACGAAGGGCAGCCAGCCCCCUGAGCCCAGGUGGGGGUUUCCCUCAGGGCCUCCAAGUCCCCCAGGACAGUGUCCCCCCAAGCGACUCCCCAGCACCUGACACACACCUCCUGGCCACCGGGGUGAGUGGGCCCAGCCCUGAGUCCCCAGCCCCAGCAGAUGAGCCCUUGGAGAUCGGCUCCUAAGUCCUAGGCAACUGAGUGCCUCUGUCCUUGGCUGUCUAGGCCAGCUCGGUGUGACCUGACUGGGGUCCUUGGGGCUCAGGGAGGCUAUCCCCAGUGUCCCUGGGUCUGCCCAGUUGGCUUUGUGUCAGGGUCCAUCUGGUUUGCCCAGGGAUGGGCUCCUCUCCCCAGGUGUGGGGCCUGCCCACAGCGUGUCCCUGCCACAUUUGUGGUGGGCCCCCUCAGCCAGCGAAUCAAGGCAGGUUGGGGCAGGAAAGGGGGUAGGGUCUCCGUGGAAGGUUCUGGAAAGGGUUGGUGUAAUGUCUGGAGCAAGCUGUAUCUAGGGACAGAGUCUAGCAAGUCUCUGAGCCAGGUGAACACUAGUGGGGGCCUCCCUCACUGUCCUGGCCACUCAGCUGGUGCUCCGUUGUGCGCAGUGCCUUUUCCACAGCCCCUGCCCCCGUAUGUGUGUGCCAGGGCUGGGGUAUUGGCACAGAAACACGGCGUGCGGGCGCCAACUCUCAAAGACAGCAACCAGGCGCUAGGGUCCAGCCUUGCUCCUGCCAGAGAGAGCCAGCGGCCCAACUAGGUCACUCGGUGAGGACUGCACAGCGCUCAUUCCAUUCUAUUUAAUUGCAGUGUACAAAUUGUGUUUGUAUAUAGAAUAAACUGUCUGUUGACAGCA